Molecule: messenger RNA, 1097 nt
Organism: Manihot esculenta (cassava)
Lineage: Eukaryota; Viridiplantae; Streptophyta; Magnoliopsida; Malpighiales; Euphorbiaceae
Product: ribosome-recycling factor
Exons: 8
Coding region: 115-903 (262 amino acids)
Biological process (GO): translation
Cellular component (GO): mitochondrion
Molecular function (GO): ribosomal large subunit binding
Source: RefSeq, a predicted model, not a curated record
ACCCCAUAUCACUGAAAUGAAAUCCAAAACCUCCCAAAAGGAUGAAAACCCUACACCUCAGAAGACGACGCUUGUAACGAAUUUGCAAAGAAAACAGAUACAAAAAAGAGAAACAUGGCGAUGUAUCUGAGACGGGCGAUUUCCUUUACAAGCUCUGUUAUGCUUCGUCGUAGCUGUAAUUGUGCCAUCCAAAUUGGCAAUUUCUCCAACCAUCUCAUUUCAAACUCAGGAAUUCACAGAACUCAAAAUUUGCCUGCCUUUAAUUUCCUCGGAGACCAUUGUCGAGGAUUUGCCAAGGGCAAAAAAUCAAAGGAUGAUUCUGCUGGGGAUACGGUUCAAUUUGUACCUGAUAUUGGUCCUACUAUUAAGGCAGGUGCUGCCUCGCAGAUGGAUGCAGCAAUAGUUGCAUUGUCUCGUGAAUUAGCCAAAUUGCGAACUGGACGGGCAUCUGCAGGAAUGCUUGAUCAUAUCAUUGUUGAAACCGAUGGUCUAAAAUUGCCCUUGAAUAGGUUAGCUGUUGUUGCAGUUAUGGAUCCUAAAACCCUGUCUGUGAAUCCAUACGAUCCAAAUACCCUAAAGGCACUAGAGAAGGCCAUUGUUUCAUCACCAUUGGGUUUAAAUCCUAGAGUGGAUGGUGACCGAUUGAUUGCAUCUGUACCACCAUUAACCAAAGAGCAUAUACAGGCUAUUUGUAAGGUGGUUUCCAAAUCUUGUGAAGAUGUGAAACAAAGUAUAAGAAGGGCUCGCCAGAAGGCAAUAGAUACAAUAAAAAAAGCAGGUUCAAGUUUUUCCAAGGAUGAGAUCAAGAGAUUAGAGAAAGAGGUUGAUGAGUUGACAAAGAAGUUUGUCAAGUCAGUGGAAGAUAUUUGUAAAGCUAAGGAAAGAGAAAUUAUUGGAGGCUGACGCUUUGAGCAUCAUAAUGUUGUUUUAAAGAUAAAUUUAGGCUACAACAUUAAUACAUAGAUUCCAAUUUUAAUUAUCAAAAUCCACUGUAAUCUCUUUCUGUAAUGUUUCUGUAGCACUUUAUUGAUUUAAAGAUAGAAUGAGGCUGCAUGCUUGUUUCACAGCAUUAUAAAGGCAAUGGAACAUUCUCCAAA